AUGGGUAAGCGGAAGAAGUCGAGCAGGCAACCACAGCAACCUAGAAAGAGAGAACCGUUGCCUACGACAUUUGCGUGCCUUUUCUGCAACCACGAAAACUCCAUCGUCGUAAAACUAGACAAGAAACUUGGCCUAGGGAACCUGUCCUGCAAAGUCUGCGGUCAGCGAUUUCAGACGGGCAUAAACUAUCUCUCCGCUGCUGUUGAUGUAUACUCGGACUGGGUUGAUGCCUGUGACGCGGUUGCCAAGGAUACUGCUACCAAGUACGAGGAUAAUGAUCCUCGUGUCAGACCGUCGAACGAUUUCGCUACUUCCCCCAGCGCUCGUGAUGUUGGGUUCGAGGAAGCGGAUCGGAACGAUACAUAUGCCGAUGAAUACUGA
Messenger RNA from Aspergillus luchuensis, 381 nucleotides. RefSeq names its product transcription elongation factor 1 family protein. The transcript is spliced from 4 exons. Gene Ontology annotation, cellular component: transcription elongation factor complex. NCBI's taxonomy places the organism in Eukaryota, Fungi, Ascomycota, Eurotiomycetes, Eurotiales, Aspergillaceae. The record is from RefSeq and is a predicted model, not a curated record. Gene Ontology annotation, biological process: transcription elongation by RNA polymerase II. Gene Ontology annotation, molecular function: RNA polymerase II complex binding. The coding region runs from base 1 to 381 and encodes 126 amino acids.